This is a messenger RNA of Arvicanthis niloticus (Nile rat), 9478 nucleotides long. NCBI's taxonomy places the organism in Eukaryota, Metazoa, Chordata, Mammalia, Rodentia, Muridae. The record is from RefSeq and is a predicted model, not a curated record.
CUGAAGCAGUGACUGUCCCGAAAGGGGCUGGAGGCAGGACUGCUCCUGGAGGCUGGACCACGCGCUAGCAUCCUCAGGGCUCCCAGGUCCGGAGCUCCUAGAUUUGGUGGCGCUCGCCCGCAGCAGCUGGACGCUAGAUCUCUCCAGGGCGGCCCCUCCGGGGUGGCCGCGGCCUCAGCUCAGCCCCUCCCUCUUCCCUUGCUUCUUCUCCUCGCCCUCCUCCUCGCUCCCUCACCACGUAGGAGUUCCCAUUCUCCACCCAAGCCGUCCUGCUUUCCCCCUUUCCUUCCUUUUGGAAACCAGAGACUCCGAGGGAGGCGACCAGGCUGCGGAGGAGAGGGCCGGCUCACAAAGUGCUGCUUUGACACAUCCUUAGGAUGGAAGUUAAGUGAAAACAGAACAACACAAAACAAAACUCUGCGAAGUGUUGCUGCUACAGAGGAGACCAAGGGGAGAGAGAACCCGGUGGGCAGGCCAAUGGUUGCUCCGCAGCGCGUUGGCAAGUUUGUGGAACACUUUCUAGGAAUUAGGUCCUUUUUUUUGUCCCCCACCAUCUUCUUGACUUCUGAAGAAAGAAGUUGUGUUUGGAUUGCGAUGGAGUCUAAAGAGACAGGGCUAGACGCGCGUGAAUAGUCCCGCCAGCUGAGCUGAAUUUGUGGGAAUUUAGGAAGCCAGCCUGUGGAAGUACUGCGUCUCCGGAGUCCCCUGGGUUCAUUCGGAUGGCACCUAACGUGUCCCGUGUCAGACCUCUUCACCAACAGCUUCUGAUGUUGCCAUUUUGCUCUUCUUGACCUUAAUUAAUCUCUAGGAAAGUCUAAACUUCGGACCUACCUCUUUUUUUGAUACUUAUUUUUGUACUUCCGCUCUCUGGGAUUGGUUUCUUAAACAACCUGGAUCCUUUUUCAUAUGUCAAAAUGAACCCUCUGAUGUUUACACUAUUGUUGCUCUUUGGAUUUCUCUGCAUUCAGAUUGAUGGAUCUCGUCUUCGUCAAGAAGACUUUCCCCCCAGGAUUGUAGAACACCCUUCUGACGUCAUCGUCUCCAAGGGAGAACCCACCACUCUGAACUGUAAAGCAGAGGGCCGGCCCACUCCUACCAUUGAAUGGUACAAGGAUGGUGAGAGGGUGGAGACAGACAAGGAUGAUCCCAGGUCACACAGGAUGCUUCUGCCCAGCGGAUCCUUAUUCUUUUUGAGAAUUGUUCACGGGCGCAGAAGUAAACCGGAUGAAGGGAGUUACGUUUGUGUUGCAAGGAACUAUCUUGGUGAAGCAGUGAGCCGAAACGCAUCUCUGGAAGUGGCAUUAUUGCGAGAUGACUUCCGGCAAAACCCCACAGAUGUGGUAGUCGCAGCUGGAGAGCCUGCAAUCUUGGAGUGCCAGCCACCAAGGGGACACCCAGAACCAACCAUCUACUGGAAAAAAGACAAAGUCCGAAUUGAUGACAAGGAAGAGAGAAUAAGUAUCCGUGGUGGGAAGUUGAUGAUCUCUAAUACUAGGAAAAGUGAUGCUGGCAUGUAUACCUGUGUUGGAACCAAUAUGGUGGGAGAAAGGGACAGCGACCCUGCAGAGCUUACUGUCUUUGAACGACCCACAUUUCUCAGGAGGCCAAUUAACCAGGUGGUGCUAGAGGAAGAGGCUGUAGAAUUCCGUUGUCAGGUCCAAGGAGAUCCGCAGCCAACAGUGAGGUGGAAAAAGGAUGAUGCAGACUUGCCAAGAGGAAGGUAUGAUAUCAAAGAUGACUAUACCCUGAGAAUUAAAAAGGCCAUGAGUACAGAUGAAGGUACCUAUGUGUGUAUUGCUGAGAAUCGGGUGGGAAAAGUGGAAUCCUCUGCAACCCUCACUGUCCGAGUUCGCCCUGUUGCUCCUCCACAGUUUGUGGUUAGGCCAAGAGAUCAGAUCGUUGCUCAGGGCCGGACAGUGACAUUCCCCUGUGAAACUAAAGGAAACCCACAACCAGCUGUUUUUUGGCAGAAAGAAGGCAGCCAGAACCUACUUUUCCCGAAUCAACCUCAGCAGCCCAAUAGCAGGUGUUCAGUGUCCCCCACGGGGGACCUCACCAUCACCAACAUUCAGCGUUCAGAUGCGGGUUACUACAUCUGCCAGGCCCUAACUGUGGCAGGCAGCAUUUUAGCUAAAGCACAGCUGGAGGUUACUGACGUUUUGACAGAUAGACCUCCACCCAUAAUCUUGCAAGGACCAAUAAACCAAACACUUGCGGUAGACGGUACAGCCUUACUGAAAUGUAAAGCCACUGGCGAGCCUCUUCCUGUAAUUAGCUGGCUGAAGGAGGGCUUUACUUUUCUGGGGAGAGAUCCAAGAGCCACGAUCCAAGACCAAGGAACAUUGCAGAUUAAGAAUUUGCGGAUUUCUGAUACUGGCACAUAUACUUGUGUGGCUACAAGUUCGAGUGGGGAGACUUCCUGGAGUGCAGUGCUGGAUGUAACAGAAUCUGGAGCAACAAUCAGUAAAAAUUAUGAUAUAAAUGACCUCCCAGGGCCACCAUCCAAACCUCAGGUCACCGAUGUUACUAAGAACAGUGUCACCUUAUCCUGGCAACCAGGUACACCUGGAGUACUUCCAGCAAGCGCGUAUAUCAUUGAGGCUUUCAGCCAAUCAGUGAGCAAUAGCUGGCAGACAGUGGCAAACCAUGUUAAGACAACUCUCUAUACAGUAAGAGGGCUAAGGCCCAACACAAUCUACUUGUUCAUGGUCAGAGCGAUCAACCCCCAAGGUCUCAGUGAUCCAAGCCCUAUGUCGGAUCCUGUACGAACACAAGAUAUCAGCCCACCAGCACAAGGAGUGGACCACAGACAAGUGCAGAAGGAAUUAGGAGAUGUCAUUGUUCGUCUCCAUAAUCCAGUUGUCCUAACACCUACAACUGUUCAAGUCACAUGGACGGUGGACCGACAACCCCAGUUUAUUCAGGGCUACAGAGUGAUGUACCGUCAGACUUCUGGGAUACAAGCCUCAACUGUGUGGCAGAAUCUAGACGCCAAAGUCCCGACUGAGAGGAGUGCUGUCCUUGUGAAUCUGAAAAAGGGAGUGACUUAUGAAAUUAAAGUCAGGCCGUAUUUUAAUGAGUUCCAAGGAAUGGACAGUGAAUCGAAAACAGUUCGUACUACUGAGGAGGCCCCAAGUGCCCCUCCCCAGUCUGUCACUGUGCUGACAGUUGGAAGCCACAACAGCACAAGCAUUAGUGUUUCCUGGGAUCCUCCACCAGCUGACCAUCAGAAUGGAAUUAUUCAGGAAUAUAAGAUUUGGUGUCUGGGAAAUGAAACUCGAUUCCAUAUCAAUAAAACGGUGGAUGCAGCCAUUCGAUCUGUAGUAAUAGGUGGUUUGUUCCCUGGAAUUCAGUACCGGGUGGAAGUGGCAGCUAGUACAGGUGCAGGGGUUGGAGUAAAAAGUGAACCACAGCCAAUAAUUAUUGGGGGACGUAAUGAAGUUGUCAUUACUGAAAACAAUAACAGCAUAACUGAGCAAAUCACUGAUGUAGUGAAGCAACCUGCAUUUAUAGCUGGCAUUGGUGGUGCCUGCUGGGUAAUUUUGAUGGGUUUUAGCAUCUGGUUGUACUGGAGAAGAAAGAAGAGAAAGGGACUCAGCAAUUAUGCUGUAACAUUUCAAAGAGGAGAUGGAGGACUAAUGAGCAAUGGGAGCCGUCCAGGUCUUCUAAAUGCUGGUGAUCCCAAUUAUCCAUGGCUUGCUGAUUCAUGGCCAGCCACGAGUUUGCCAGUGAACAAUAGCAAUAGUGGCCCAAACGAAAUUGGAAAUUUUGGGCGUGGAGAUGUGCUGCCUCCGGUUCCAGGCCAAGGGGAUAAAACAGCAACCAUGCUUUCUGAUGGAGCCAUUUAUAGCAGCAUUGACUUCACUACCAAAACCACUUACAACAGUUCCAGCCAAAUAACACAGGCCACCCCAUAUGCCACUACCCAGAUCCUGCAUUCCAACAGCAUCCACGAACUGGCAGUUGAUCUUCCUGAUCCACAGUGGAAAAGCUCAGUUCAACAAAAAACAGACCUCAUGGGAUUUGGUUAUUCCCUACCUGAUCAGAACAAGGGGAACAACGGUGGUAAAGGUGGAAAAAAGAAGAAAACUAAAAAUUCUUCGAAAGCGCAGAAAAACAACGGAUCCACCUGGGCUAAUGUCCCUCUACCUCCUCCUCCGGUCCAGCCUCUUCCUGGUACAGAGCUGGGGCACUAUGCUGCGGAACAAGAAAAUGGCUAUGACAGUGAUAGCUGGUGCCCACCAUUACCGGUGCAAACAUACUUGCAUCAGGGUAUGGAAGAUGAGCUGGAAGAAGACGAAGAUCGGGUCCCAACACCUCCUGUUCGCGGUGUGGCCUCUUCACCUGCUAUCUCCUUUGGCCAGCAGUCCACUGCCACUCUUACUCCAUCCCCACGGGAAGAGAUGCAACCCAUGCUGCAAGCUCACCUGGAUGAGCUAACAAGGGCCUAUCAGUUUGAUAUAGCAAAACAAACAUGGCACAUUCAAAGCAAUACUCCACCUCCACAACCCCCAGUUCCGCCAUUAGGUUAUGUGUCUGGAGCCUUGAUUUCUGAUUUGGAGACAGAUGUUGCAGAUGAGGAUGCUGAUGAUGAAGAGGAACCAUUAGAAAUUCCCAGGCCCCUCAGAGCACUAGACCAGACACCUGGAUCCAGUAUGGACAAUCUAGAUAGCUCUGUCACAGGUUCAAUGGUAAAUGGAUGGGGCUCUGCAUCUGAUGAGGAUCGUAACUUUUCUAGUCAUAGAUCUAGUGUAGGUAGCUCCUCAGAUGGCUCCAUCUUUGCCAGCGGCAGCUUUGCACAAGCAUUGGUGGCAGCAGCAGAUAAAGCUGGUUUUAGGCUGGAUGGAACCAGUCUUACAAGAACAGGAAAAGCCUUUACCUCCUCUCAAAGGCAGCGGCCCACCAGCCCAUUUUCUACAGAGAGUAACACCAGUGCUGCCCAGAAUCAAAGCCAGAGGCCUCGGCCCACGAAAAAACACAAGGGAGGGCGGAUGGACCCACAGCCAGUGUUACCUCAUCGGAGAGAAGGGAUGCCAGAUGAUCUUCCCCCACCACCAGAUCCCCCACCAGGUCAGGGUUUAAGGCAGCAGAUAGGCCUGAGCCAACACUCUGGUAACGUGGAAAACUCAACAGAGAGAAAAGGAAGCUCUCUAGAGAGACAACAAGCAGCCAACUUAGAAGAUACAAAGAGCUCAUUGGAUUGUCCAGCUAAAAGUGCUCUAGAGUGGCAGCGUCAAACCCAGGACUGGAUAAACUCUACAGAACGCCAAGAAGAAACACGGAAAGCCCCACACAAACAAGGGGUUGGAUCAGAGGAGUCCCUGGUGCCCUACAGCAAGCCCAGCUUCCCGUCUCCAGGUGGGCACAGCUCAUCUGGAACAUCUUCCUCUAAAGGGUCCACCGGCCCUCGGAAGGCCGACGUGCUGAGGGGCAGCCACCAGAGGAACACCAAUGACCUUCUCGACAUUGGAUAUGUGGGCUCGAAUAGUCAAGGACAGUUUACAGGUGAAUUGUAGUAACUGAGAGGGGACAUACAAAGAUACUCUGCGGACUAUCAGGUCCAAACUCAUGGAAGUGAUAACAUUUAACAGUGCAAUGAACAAUUUCUUUAUUUAUGUACUAUUAAAGAAAACUGUAAAUGCAAUGUAAAGACACACAGCCACCCAUAUCCCACAGUUAUUUUCUUGUGUUCUUCUCUUACUUACACCACCCACCUUAACUCUUUCUUGUCAGGAGUAUAUACGAAAAAGAAAGAAAGCAAAACUUGCCCUCCAGGAAGAAAAGAAUUUUCCUCUGUAUAUAAUUUCUUUUGUGCAUUGCUAUGCAAGCUCACUCUUUUUAACUCUGUUCAUAUUAUUGUCUGUUCUGAAUGGUCUGUUGUACUAUAUGUGAAUUAAUGGGCUGUGGUGCCAUAUAUUAACUUUUAAUUGUGUAACUUUUUAUGUUUAAAUUUUGCACUGCGAUUUUCUUUGGUGAUAAGCACAAAUCUCUACUCCUCAUGACAUGAAGAAAAGAUUGAAUGUGAAGGGAGUUUUCUGUACUGUAAGUUAGGUUGGAUAAUGCUGGUGUAACCAAUCCUGUUAGGUGGUUUUCAGUUGGGGGUGUAGAAAUAGGAAGGUGUGAAGGAAUGAUGGUGUUGGCAAAGUCUUCUUGAAACAUCAGAUAUUGAGUCAAUUUUAAGAAGCAGAAAGAUGGAUGCUAUUGACUAAAACAGGGGUCAAAAGAAAGGGGGUUUAAGUCUAGACAGAAUGUGUAAUAAAGUAUGGUGGUAGCAAAGAUGUACUAACUUGCUUUAAAAAUAUUAUUAAAGUUUUAUUUAGAAUGAACUUUACUUGCCAUUGUAAUUAACCCACCUUAGAAUUACAAUGAGCAAAAUAGAAAUCAAAGUGUUUCAAGAGAUCUGUAUUUAUAUUACACAUUUUAAAAAAAUAGCAGUUUUGAAUUACCAUAAUUAAUCUUUCCAACUCAUUAAGUCAGACUAUAACAUGGAGGUCCCCAAGGAAACAAAGAAAAUGAACUCUAGAUAUUCUAGCAAAUAGUUAAAGAAGCAACUUAUUAUUAGGGCAUACUUGGCUACUCUUGAAUAUGAGCUCAAUUGCAAUAUCUUGUUCAUCUUUCUAAUACAUGUACAGUACAUAUUAGAGGAGGUAGCCACAUCAGUUCAUUUCUUUUGGAAAGAAAAAAGCAAACUAAUUCAGUCUACAUACAACUUUGUGUUUCUUUUGAUUAAAACGUAAAAUUGAUGCCACCAGAUGUAUAGCCAAGUUAUAAGUGCUUAAAGGCAGUGCUCACAGUAUGUUCAGUUUCCAGUUAGUAGAUUUAUUGGACUCAAUAUUUUCUGGUACAAUCUCUAAAAUUGGCUACCAACUAAAAUCUGUUUGACCCAUUUUGAAUGAGUAAAUCGGAAAGAAUAGUCAAAAGGGAGAAAAAUGCAUGUUUAUACACUUUUUAAAUAAAACCAAAUCUUGUAAGUGGACAUUAAUAACAGUGUCCUGCCUCGUUUGUUUUCUCGACUUUGAGAACAAGGAGUUCCUAAACAUCAAUUAUGUAUGCUCAAGAUAAAUGUGACUUUGAAAUGUAUGUUAGCUACUGUACAUGUAUGUAAGUCAAGUAGAUAAUAGCCUUUCUGAAAUUACCAUUUAAGAUAUUUUCCCAUGUGCUACUUACACAAGCUUAAAUUCUAGUUCAGUCAAUGUUUUUAUUAUUUUUUCUUAUGAUAUAUUCAAUAGAUGAUACCUUGAAAAAUAUUCAGUGUGAUGGGCAAUAUAUUGAGUUUCCAAGUAGGAAAUAUUUACAUUGAUAAUACAUACUGUGUAUUAUUGGCUCAGGUGCCAACUCAUGUGACAUUGUCAUAGAAAAUGGAUAAUGUAAGUACAUGGUUCCAAGGGUCUUUCUCCACAGGCAAGCAUAGAAUUUGAGGUUCUUCAUGGGUCCCAAAAUGUUCUUAGUGCUAUAUACUUAACUUUCUUCACUGAAAUAACAAAAAAUUCUGACACACCCUUUAACAACUUUGUACCAUCAGUGCCUGAAUUUUAUUGAAGUUUAAUGUCUCUGGUACAAGGAAAUGGAAAAAGCUGAACAGUUUCUGUGGGAGAAAAACCAGUUUACGUAGUUAUUGUCAGUUGUGAUAAAUUUAACUUUUCAUUUACACAGUUUCUUAUUUCAUGGCCUCUGUUUAAGAGCAUAGGAUCUUUUAAGACAUAUUUUUAGUUGUGUUUUCACUGUAUGUUCAUGAAUAAUAUAAAUUAGUGUAAAACUUUAGUAUAUCCUAUGUAUGGUAACUGACAUUUGCAGAUUAUUAUCAAAGCAAAUCAUAAGAAAUAAUAUCUCCAGAUCACAUAAUGGCUUACAAAUCAAUUUCAGAUUAUAGCAACAUGUCUUUCUGAUUGUCUUCAGUAUAUGAUCAUAAGCGAUUAUAUCAUGUCCAUACAGAUUACAACCUAUGAUCACUGCAAAAUCUUGCAUUCAAUAUCUAUCAUAACAUAACAUGCUGUGGUAAUUUGAAUUCAGGCAUAGGCAUACUAUCAGCAAUAGAAAGCCUUCAUCCUCUAGGUAGUUGGACAAAUCAAUUCAUCAUCAACCAUCAGAUUGUUAAUCGAGGAAUACAUACCUCCUUCAUGAAUGCCCCAAGUCUUUUCAUCUUAUACUUGACUGAAUGUGAUAGGAAAUCUGCUGAGUUUACUCUUCUGUGGGCCUGAGCAGAAACAUGCAUAAGCCAUCAAGAGGGAGUCUGGGUGGGAAUAAAACCUCAUCUUUUACUCAUAGGCAAUAACGCUGUGUAGUCACGGCAACCCAAGCACAGCUUCUUUCAGAUCAUGCAAAGUCUCCUUUUCGAAUGUACAUAUCAGUGCCCAAACUCAGGUAUGCCAGUUGAAACAGUAGAGUUUACCUAACCUUCUUUAUGCCACUUUACAAGAGUAAGUUAGGAGACUCCAGGGCUAUGAAAAUAAUGGAUUCCUUCACAGGAUUUGGAGCAAGCUCACAGAACUAUAUAGGACAGUUGAGAGCAAUGUAAACACAACCAAAGUAAAGUAAAGCCUUGAAGAAACAUGUACUUCGACUGACAAAACAGAUUUAGUAUGUUCUAUGUUACGGCUUACCGCUCUCCGUAUUUAAAUCCCGUUGUCAAUGGGAUUUAAGUUGCAAGUAUGUAUAUGUUAUUUCGCGGAACACAACCAAGUUCUAUUUAAUAAGUUUAUGCAAUUUUUUCAUUGAUGAAAAAACAAUAUUCGCAUCAAUGAGCUCCCAGCUGCGGAUCACUACUCCUAAAAAGCGAUCUUGUCAGUAUCGAAGAUAUGCAGAAUCAUAAUUUUCACUACUAAUGUUAUUUUGUUCAACUACUUCUGUAUACUGUGAAAAAGGGGUGGGGGUGGGGCAUGUGUUUCCACGUUGUCUGAGAGGUGAAACUAUUUUUGCGUUGCUUUGUCCUAAUGGGUACUUCAAAUGAGACACCAUACAAUUUUAAAUGACAUGCAAUUUAUGGAUACUUUUUACUCUCAUAACUUUACAAGCAUUUGUUGUGAUCUUAAAGUGUUACAAGAUAAGAGAUUUUGUGGUUGUGGGUAGACUUUUUAUACUUUGUUUUAUAGAUGGAUUUUUUUCACUGUAGUUUAUUUGAGUGAGCAAACAGUAUCCCAAAUCUCAAUGUGUUUCUUUUGAUAUUGUUAGAUCAGCAAAGAAAUUGGCAUAAAAUUGAUUCAUAGUAUUGUCAAAGAAUUGUGUAUUGUGUAUUCACUGGGAAAAAUAAAAAAUAUAUUCACAUUUCAAUUUUGUUUAAAAAAAAAAAGCCAUUGAUGUAAAACACAUUUGUCUGUAGACAAACCAAAAAUAGAUCCUUGUGUCACUUUUAGAAUUCUGUGACUAUUUUUGUGGCCAAUAUUUAUAUUUCUUUUUCAAAUUCAAAUAUGGAUCAGAAGUGCUAAGUACAAAACAAUGUUGACUAGGUAGUUAUGAUUAAAAGACAGCAAUAAAGGCUAAA